Messenger RNA from Aspergillus thermomutatus, 6132 nucleotides. RefSeq lists its product as uncharacterized. Gene Ontology annotation, molecular function: chitin binding; protein binding; alpha-L-arabinofuranosidase activity. The transcript is spliced from 9 exons. Bases 1 to 6132 code for a protein of 2043 amino acids. Gene Ontology annotation, biological process: arabinan metabolic process; pectin catabolic process; L-arabinose metabolic process. The record is from RefSeq and is a predicted model, not a curated record. NCBI's taxonomy places the organism in Eukaryota, Fungi, Ascomycota, Eurotiomycetes, Eurotiales, Aspergillaceae.
AUGAGCUCGCCUGUAUUGUCAUUACACCAGCACUACUUCCACGGUUCCAUGGUUCCAGCCACACGUGGAUCGCCCGUACAGUAUGUCGGCAUGUCAUCGUUACAUAUUACAAAGGCGUACGGUGUUUUCAUCUCGCCUGGCACCGGCUACCGCAACAACGCCGCCAGCAGUACAGCUACCGGCGACGCAGCUAAGGGCAUGUACGCGGUCCUGGAUGGGACCCAUUACAACGGUGGCUGCUGCUUCGAUUACAGCAACGCCGAGACCAACAGCCAUGAUAUGGGCAAUGGCCACAUGGAGGCCAUCUACUUUGGCGACAACACUGUCUGGGGCACUGGCGCUGGCAGCGGCCCGUGGGUCAUGGCUGAUCUUGAGAACAGCCUGUUCUCCGGCUCCAGCCCCAGCAACAACACCGCUAACCUGUCCAUCUCCUACCGGUUCCUUACUGCCAUCGUCAAGGGGAGGUCGAACCAGUGGGCAAUCCGCGGCGCCAAUGCUGUGUCUGGCUUGCUAUCUACCUACUACAACAGCGCGCGCCCAAGCGUGUCCGGCUACAACCCCAUGAGUAAAGAGGGCGCCAUCAUUCUCGGCAUUGGCGGCGAUAACAGCAACGGCGCGCAGGGCACCUUCUAUGAGGGCGUCAUGACCUCCGGCUACCCGUCCGACGCCAUGGAGAACUUGGUGCAGGCCAACAUCGUCGCAGCUAAGUACGCCACCACGUCGCUGACCAGUGGCCUGGCCCUUACCAUUGGUUCCUCUAUUUCCCUGCGCGCCACUACAGCCGGCUACACCGCGCGCUACAUCGCACACAAUGGGUUGACGAUCAUCUCUGAGAUCGUCUCGUCGUCCAGCGCCACCGCCCUCAAACAGCAGGCUAGCUGGACAGUUCGCGCCGGCCUGGCCAAUACCGCCUGCUUCUCGUUUGAGUCCAAGGACACCCCUGGCAGCUUUAUCUGGCACUAUAACUUUGUGCUCCAGCUCGCCGCCAACGACGGCACGAAGCAGAUGCACGAGGACGCCACGUUCUGCCUGCAGGCCGGCAUUAAUGGCCAGGGCAACUCCAUUCGGUUGUGGAAUUAUCCCACCCGCUAUUUCCGACACUAUAAUAACGUGCUUUACGCUGCGAGCAACGGUGGUGUGCAUACGUUUGAUGCUGCUACUUCGUUUAACGACGAUCGAGCAGCAGUUUCCAAAAUUACCCCCAAAACACAUUAUGCCGCCGCUGUUCGCUCCGCAUGUGGGCGAGAAGACCGGCGCGGGGAGCGUCUCGUUGGUAUCGUUGCACUUGCCGAAAUACGGGUUGCAGCGGUCCGCCUUGCAGGUCGCGAUGGUGGAGCCGCAGUAGUUGUUCAGGCCGCAGCAGUCGCCGAAAGCGCUGCCCUCGCAUGUGGUGUUGAAGGCGUGGCCGCAGUAUCCGUCCUGCGAGACGGGGAACGCGGGGAGAAACGGCUCGCCCCAGGGGACGGGGACGGGGCUGGUGUAGUUCCAGUCCGGGGUGGCUCGGGCGCAGUAGGUGAGGCCGGGCUGGAUGCUGGCGGUGCAGUUGCUGGGCGAGAGGGACGGGUUGAAGGCGAGGAAGAGCUCCGAGGAGACGACGUAGUUGAGGCAGAUCUGCUCGCAGGUCAUGUCGCCUGCGGUAUACCACUCGCCGCACCUGGUCGUCGUGUUGGGCGCCACGACUGCGCCGGCUGGGGGGUCGACGAUAGCGGGGGCGUACCCCGGUUGUGGGGUCUGGGCGUUGGAGAAGUUAUUGGCGAUUACGGUCCAUGGCUCUCCUGGGGCAGACACGCAGAUCCCGUAGUUGAUGGCCCCGUUCCAAUUGACGAGAUCAAUCCAGGAGACCCCGUACUCGAGCCCGAGACCGACGCACGUAUCACCGGCUUGGACUUUUACGGCUUUGAUGGUGUGGAUAUCGACUGGGAGUAUCCCGUUGCGGAAGAGCGCAGUGGUCGGAAAGAAGACUUUGACAAUUUCCCCAAGUGGAUGAGGAACCUGCGCUCUCAGCUCCAGAGCAGUGGAAAGAAGUACGGGUUGACUCUGACCCUCCCUGCGAGUUACUGGUAUCUCCAACACUUCGACAUCAAGAGACUGCAGGAGUCGGUCGACUGGUUCAAUGUCAUGUCCUAUGAUAUGCACGGCACCUGGGACCAGAACAAUACCUGGGUCGGACCAUUCCUGAAUCCCCACACGAACCUGACCGAGAUCAAGGGGGCACUAGACCUGCUCUGGCGCAAUGAUAUUGAGCCGGCCAAGGUAACGAUGGGCCUGGCGUACUACGGCCGCAGUUUUACCCUCUCAUCACCAGACUGCUUCGAACCGGGCUGCACAUACAAGUCUGGUGGCAAUGCAGGUCAGUGCAGCAGCACAGUCGGAUUCCUCCUCAAUUCCGAGAUCCAGACUAUAAUCAGUGAGAAUGGCCUCACUCCCAAGUUCUACGAAGAGGAUGCCGUCAAGGCGAUCCACUGGGGUGACCAGUGGGUGUCGUAUGACGACGCAGACACCUUCAAGAUCCGCGGCGAUUUUGCAAACUCGCAGUGCUUGGGGGGCGUGAUGGUGUGGGCCAUCAGCCAUGACGAUCAUAAGUCGACCUCUGCCGAAGGGCUGAUGACCGGCCUUGGGAAGAAACGAAUGCAGCUGCCUUCGUACUCUGCCGCGAGCGCAGCUCCGUCGACAUUGACCAAGAGGGAUGACAGUGCCGGCAGCAAUGUGGACGUGUGUCGUUGGACCAACUGCGGCGAGAAUUGUCCCGCCGGGUGGAAAUGGAUCAGGCGCGCAGAUAGCGACACUCUCAGUAUGACUGACGAGACCUACUGCUACUCGGGUCAGGAUUCCCGCAAGUUCUGCUGUCCAGGCGACGUGGACCUGCCCAGCUGUCAAUGGCGCGGUAUGCCGAAACACGGCGGGAACUGCAGCCCCGGGUGCAAGGACGGUGAGGUUGAAGUCGGCACGCUGGGCUAUCCAUACUGCCAGACCAAGCAUCAGUCUGCCUGCUGCACUGUCACGCCGUCUACGGCCCCCUACGGUGAAUGCAAGUGGGUGGGAAGCGCGGGCCUGUGUUCCUCGUCCGGCGGCCAUAAAGACUGCCCCAGCGAUUAUCCGACGUUUGUCUUUGCCAGUUCCAACGGCGCCGGCGGAGAGCAGACGUGUACGCAGGGAGCCAAGAGCUUCUGCUGUAAGGGCGAGGUGCCCUGGCAGUUCAAGAAGUGCUCGUGGCAAAAGAAGGCCACCAAUUUUCUGAGAGCGGAGGCAUUCUGCGAGAGCUCCUGCCCCGAAGGACAAACCCGGCUGGGAAUGCAUGCAGGCGACUGCGGGCUGGGCUGGGAGGCAUACUGCUGCGCAGGAGAUCCCCCGCCUCCCCCAAAGACUGAUGACGGGGGCAGUACUGAGCCGAACACCACCACCGUUGAGCCCCGCGACCCCAAUCACCUAUACUACUACGAGUAUCAGUCCUUGAUCUCAAGAUACAUGCAGGAUCCAGGGGCCCCGCCUGAUUUCCACAGCUACUCCUGGUCGCCGGAAGAGGAUCAAGCACUGGUGGAGCGGACCAAACUGAACCUGUACGACUUUGAGCUUUUCAACACGUACAAUGCGCGAACGAUGGUGUCGAACGUCCAGGCCCUCAUCGAUCUGUACGACCAUACCGGGCCGCCGGUGACGUACGGCGACCAUUUCCUGAUGGCCGAGAUGAAUGCUGCGAUCAACCAGUCCGGGGGUGGCAUUGAUCGGUAUGCCUAUGUCAGUGACUUGAUGGCCAACCCGCGGACGGCUGACGAGGCAUUGAACUACAUGGACACGGCUGUCGAUGACCUGUGCACCAUUCAAGAGGCCGAGGGCACCGCCCCGGCGAAACGGGAUACUCCUGCGGCGGAGAGUGACAAUGCAGACCUUGAAGAACGACAUAUCAAUAUCGUUGAUAUAUCUACCGACUCAAAGGUAAAUGGGCAGCCGACCAUGCGGACCAUCCUGCGCGGCAUCAGGAAUGGAGACCUGACCCUGCACUAUGCCCGGUGGGAACAUUUCAACGACCGGAAUGGCGACGGGAGCAGAGAAGGUCCUUUACUGGAAAUAGCCUAUUGGAUUGGAAGCGAGAUCGGGACUCUGGGGGCCAAUGCCAACGAGUAUCAAGAAACAGACAACGACAAAUGGGUUGUUUUCCAUUUCCACUACAACAAUGAUGGGCUUUUGUUUCGGCCAAAGAAGGGCCAAAUGUACAUUGGCUGCACCAGCAUCACUGUUUUCCACGGGCAAACCCUCGACAACGGGGCGCGUGGUGAUAAUCGGAUCUGGAACCGGGAUGACGGCCGUGACGGCAAUCCCAACACAGGAAAUACGCGAUCUAGAGCCCUGCAAUGCCCCAGAGGACAGCGGUGGUACAUUGCCCAGGCGGCUGCCCCGAGUGCUGCGGGCAACCAUUAUUACGCAACCGAACUGGCGGAAUUCGCGCGUACUCUGUAUGACCAGGGAUAUCUGGGGGCUCAAGCAUUCAGACUGAUCUACCCGGGCAGCGACAACCCCUUCGAGUUCCAUACGUCUCAGUAUCAGCAGUUCGGGGACGGAAUGAGUCGCAAUUUCCUCAUGGUUGAGAGGGAGAUUAUGGCGGGAUGGACAGAGAAGAACGACCUCGCCACCGCCCGCCACCUGCUCAACCGCAACGUCUCCCCAGAUGAGCCUUACAGUGAUCCGCCGCUCAGCGUGGCCAUCAGGCACCAGCGCUUGGACAUCGUCCAGCUACUCUACGAGCAUAAUGUCAAAGGAUUCAUGGGCGAGUUCAACGCGACAGAGAUCCACGUCGCCGCAAGGGUCGGCAAUCUCGCCAUCCUGGAGUUCAUCUGGAACAAGCUCAAGCCUCGACACCAACAUGAUGGCUUUCUCCACCGGGCCGAUCUCGACGGAAUGACUCCUCUGCACGAUGCGGCCGCCUCUGGAUCUCUGGAUUGUGUGCGGUUUUUGUUGCGCGAAGGCGCGGACGUGAACUCCUGCCCCGAACACGGUAUGACCCCGCUGCAUUAUGCCGCGAAGAGCCCCAAUGCACGGGAAAUUAUCGAGGUGCUCGUGCAGGCUGGGGCCCAGGUCGAUGCUGCCGCCUCGAACGGAGAAAGUGCUCUCUUUGGUGCUGUCGAGUCUGAUGACAAGGAUGCGGUCGCAGCGCUUCUCCGCGCAGGGGCGAGUGUCACACUGCGGAAUCAGUACAACGAAACCGUCCUCCACACUGCAGCGUACAGCAGUUCACUAUCUCUCCUGCAGACAUUGGUUGACGCUGGAGCGGAUAUGACCGCGCGGAGCACCUCAAACUCGACGAUUCUGCACCGCGCAGCGGAGGCCGGGCGCGUAGAGACGGUUGCGUGGAUUCUCCAGCAUACGCAUCUGCCAGCAGACGACGCGAACAGCUACGGCUGGACUCCACUGCACUUUGCGGCAGCAAAAAACCACCUCAGCACGGUCAAGUUUCUCGUCGAGGAAUGCGGUGCAGAUAUCUCCGCCCUCCCAUCAUUCCCCAGAAACGCAUCCGCGCUGCACUUGGCUACUCACUGUUUCGGCGAGGACCCAAUCCCCCGGGCCAAUUGCACACGACCAGUGGCCGACAACACCUCCCUAAUCAGCUACCUCCUUGCGCACGGGGCGGACGUCUGGGCGCGCGCGGACGAUGGCAUUCUAAUGGGCGGCUACGAGUCCGGAGAAAACAUCUUCAGAGAAUUGCACGAGUGCACCAGUGGGCCUGAAAGCGAGGAUGAUUGUGAUACGGUCACCCCGCUUGACUGCGCCGCUGCUAUCGGGAGUAUACCCAAAGCGCAGGCUCUGCUUGCUGCGGGAGCGGACAUCAAUGCACGUAGUCGGACGGGCAUGGGCUGGACGGCGCUGCUCCAUGCGGUGACGACACUUCCGCCGCACUCUCCUGGGGGCCCCAUAACCCCGAUAGUCCGGUUUUUGAUUCAAAAUGGAGCGGAUGUGCGGAUUGUGGAUACCAAGGGGCGCAGUGUGGUGCAUUAUUUGUGCUAUUAUCUGCGGGCGACAGAGCCUGUGCGGGAGUUUUUGGUGGAGACGGGGGUUUACAAGGAGGAUCUGGAGGCUGCGUUGGAUUUGAAGCUGAUCCCUGGGCUUAUGAGGGAUCUGAUAUACCGGAAUCAGUCAUGA